AUGGAGCACUAUAUGUUCUCAGCAUUUCCGAGAAGAGGACAUAGACUGAACUUCCGUUUCAACAGUAAGGCUCCGAGAAAAUGCUGUACCAUCAGUUUUCCCUACACACCCAAAACAUUUGCAAAAGGAUUGUCAGCGAACAUGGCGUUAUCGUUUGAACAAAGGAAAUGGAUGCUAAAGUGUUACUGGAAAACAGAGAAUAUAAAUUAUGUUGUAAUGCGAGGUUUUAAUGAAGAUGAAGUGUGCAGUUUUGUGGAGUUAACAAAAGAGAAAAAUGUUGAUGUAAGAUUUAUCGAGUACAUGCCUUUCAGCGGCAACAAAUGGAAUGAUGGGAACAUGGUCUCAUUUAGUGAAAUGCUCCAAAUAAUUAGAAAGCAGUGGCCUAAUUUUGAUCCUCUUCCCAAUGGGCCCAAUGAUACCUCAAAGAGAUGCAAUACGAAGCAAAUGCAGUGAGGAUGACUUGCUUGCCAUGAUUGGGGCAGCAGUGAGAAGAAAGAAGAAACAACAUGGAGGCAUGCUGAACCUGUCAAAGAUGAAGAAUCGGCCAAUGAUUCUUAUUGGAGGAUAACAGUUGUAAUAUUUGACAUUGCAGCUUUUGAAAAUGGAGCAGGAUGUUGUGCCCUCUUUCCUAUUGGAGUGUUUCUCUGUGAUCAGAAUUGGAGGCAGACAAUUCACUUGAACUUCCAUUGCUGUUGUUGAUGUCUUUGAAUCAUGUUGUUUCUUUGUGAUUAAUAAAAAAAUUAUACAAUCCAA
Messenger RNA from Schistocerca serialis cubense, 753 nucleotides. Its product is annotated as molybdenum cofactor biosynthesis protein 1-like. NCBI's taxonomy places the organism in Eukaryota, Metazoa, Arthropoda, Insecta, Orthoptera, Acrididae. The coding region runs from base 1 to 453 and encodes 150 amino acids. The record is from RefSeq and is a predicted model, not a curated record. The transcript is spliced from 6 exons. Gene Ontology annotation, molecular function: cyclic pyranopterin monophosphate synthase activity; GTP 3',8'-cyclase activity. Gene Ontology annotation, biological process: Mo-molybdopterin cofactor biosynthetic process.